CGUAAGGUACGAUAUGGUAGGUACGUACCGGUACGUUGUAAACGAGGGCUGGUUUUAGGGAACACCGCACGGAAUUCCUGGAGGUCUCGUUUCGCUCUUUGGGUCGAACGAGUCGAGGGCGGCAAGACCAAACAACCUUCGAUAGGCUUCGAUGAUUUGCCUGCAUUGCCAUCUCCCCAACUUGGUAUUCCUGAACAAAACACAAAACCAACAACUUACCGCUAGUUUUGAUAGUUUUGAUCGAGCGUUGUUUCGACCCGGAUCGCAGUAGCAGUAGCAGUAGCAGUAGCAGUAGCAUUAGCGGUAACAACACCACCACCACCAACAACAGCAACACCACCAACAACAGCAACAGCAACAACAUGCAGGCCGACUGGGAAGUCUCGCGGCAGCUGGUUUCCGACGGCCGGGGCGUUCGCGUGGCGUGCAUCCUCCCCCCCUCCAACCCGGGCGCGGACCGAUACCGCAUCCUGGCCGGGGACCAGGGGGGCGGCCUCUGCGAGUUCGGGAUCCCCUCCGGGUCCCUCCGGCCCAUCGGCUUUCGGCACGACCACGCCGUGACGGCCCUCCUGUCGUCCUGGGCGCCGUCGUGCACCGGCAGCGGCCGCGAUCCCGUCUUUUACGCUAGCGGCUGCAAGGACAGCCACGUGCGGGUCUUUGACGCGGCGACACACGAACCCAUUGCCACGCUCCGGGGCCACGAAAAGCCCGUCACCAGCAUGGCCUUUGCCCGGCCGGGAAGCGGGGAUGCGUCCGCGGGUUCGGAUGCGAAUGCGGAUGCAAAUCCGGACUCCCAUUCGAAUGCGAACCAGACUCCGUUCCUCGUCACCGGGUCCUGGGACGGGACCGCAAAGGUCUGGGACGUCCGGAGGCAGGCCCUCCUGGCAACGCUGCCGGGCCACGAGAACUCUACCUGCGUCGCGGGGCUGCCCCCCCUGGAGGACCAGUCGCGAAGCGUGGUGAGGAUCGCCACCGGGUCCGCGGGGCUGGCCCGGAACAACCAGAUCGAGGGACACACGGUCCGCAUCUGGUCGGUGGACCUCCAGAAGGGAGAGGUUCGCUGCGUCCAAUCGGUGGCCAACGACCACCACGGGCCGAUCCGGGACAUCGCCACCCUCGGAAGCAUUGGUACCAAUAACAGCAGCAGCAGCGGAUGGAUGGCCACGUGUUCCAACGACGGAAGCGUGAGGCUGCGUUCGAACACCACGGGGGACUCGGUGUCGAUCCUGACCUUUCUGCACCAGCAGUCCUCACACCCACCGAUGCUGCUCUCGGUGGGAACGAUCCUGGAUGACGAAAGCCGCACGACGGACAUCGUGGCCUCUGCAGAAGACGGCCACGUGGUGGUCUGGAAUUCCCCCGAGGAAGAGGCCGAAACGGGAGCUCUCUCGGUGUCGGAACCGCAAGUCGUGCUGCACCCGUCGUGCGUCUGGAGCGCUAUGGGUCUUCCUGGUGGAGACUUUGCGACGUGCUGCCAGGACGGAACCCUCCGCAUCUUCACCAGGACAUCGGAUCGAAUGGCCCCCCGGGCGGAACGGGAGGCCUUUGCCCAAGCGGUCCAGGAGGCGCACGCGAAGAAGCAAUCGGGACCCAGCCCGGAAGAAGUGGCGAAACUCCCCGCCUGGGAGGCCCGCCUGCAGAAACGGGGAACCUCCGAGGGACAGGUCCAGCUCUUCAACAAGGCCGGCGUCGCCAUUGCCGCGCAGUGGAGCGCGUCCUCGCAGACGUGGAUCGAGGUGGGCCAGGUCAUGGGAUCGUCCGACAGCGGGACCGUCGACGGGGUCCGAUACGACCACGUCCUGCCCAUCGAGGUGGACCAAACGGGCGGGGGGGUGGCCAAGCUACAGAUCGGAUACAACGACGGAGAGAACCAGUUUGUUGCGGCGCAGCGCUUCAUCGACGCGCACAUGCUACCGCAGCACCACCUCAACGAGAUUGCCAACUACAUCGAACAGCGCGCAAAAAGCGAGGGACGGACGCUGGGGGGACCACCGGCGGGUGCAACUUCCUCCGCACCGGCGGCGGCCGCCUCUGGGAUGCCGAUGGCAACCUACGAACACCUGCCGGCGCCGGCCUACAAGUCCUUUGAGCUGUCCGCCAAGUCGGCCGCCACGACGCUCGAAAAAAUGAAGAAAAAGAUUGCCGAGCACGGGGGUGUCUCCGAAUCCCAGCUGGCGGCGAUCUCGAGCCUCUCGGACACCCUGGCCGCCACCAACCGGUACCACUCGUCCAGGAUCCAGCCCAGCGAGCUCGAAACCAUUGCCCGCAUGCUGGAAACCCUACCCCGCGCCGAGGUCUUUCCCGCCCUGGACCUGGCCCGCCUCGUCGUGGCCCACCCGAGCGCCUCUGGGCCGGCCAGCGCGGGAUACUGGACCGCUGUGGUGGACAGGGCCCUCGCCCUGUGCACAGGGGACGACAACCUCGCGGGACCCGCGGCCGUGGCGAUCCCCAUGCUCUCGCUGAGGCUCUUUGCGAACGCCUUUCGCGGCGGACCGGGGUCCCUCGAGGCCGUCGGGGGCCGCCUUACCGACGUGUUGGCCUGCAGCCAGCGCUUUCUCGGAUCGGCCAACAAAAACGUUCGGCUGUCCGCGGCCACCCUCCUCUACAACACAAGCUUUUACGUCUUUUCCAAUCCGGACAACGCCCCACAAGGCGCCGCCCUCGCGGUCGUCUCGCAGGCCGGCACGGUCCUCCGGUUGGGGGCCUUCGAGAGGGAGGCCCUGGUCCGGACGCUGGUGGCGCUCGGGACGGUGGCCAUGGCGAGCCCCGGGGCAAGGGAGGCAGCCCGGUCUGCCUCGCUUUCGAGCCUGGUGGAGCCUGCGGCGUCGCUGCACGGAGACCUUGCCAGGGCACUGGCCCGGGAGGUCUACAGCGUUCUGUCCUAACCAUCGACACUGCGUUAGUCAGUUUAGUAGAGCCUUUUGUUUGGGUGGUCUAGAUUGUUA
Molecule: messenger RNA, 2945 nt
Organism: Pseudo-nitzschia multistriata
Lineage: Eukaryota; Bacillariophyta; Bacillariophyceae; Bacillariales; Bacillariaceae
Source: the annotation of a GenBank genome assembly